Molecule: messenger RNA, 141 nt
Organism: Gongylonema pulchrum
Lineage: Eukaryota; Metazoa; Nematoda; Chromadorea; Rhabditida; Gongylonematidae
Source: the annotation of a GenBank genome assembly
AUGCAUUUGCACUGUCAGCACGCGAAUGGCUCAUUGUGCUUUAUGCGGUUAUCAUUGUACUUACAAUUAUUUCGGUCGCUCUCCUCAUCAUAUGCAUUGUUCGAAGCUGCUGCUUCGUGCUCUUUGAAGACGAGAAGGUGA